AUGAAGUUCACAACAAUCAUCGCGCCCCUCCUGGCGCUUGUGCCCGUCUGCACGGCCAACUUCGACAUCUACAUGAACAAUGCUUGGACCGUCCAGGGCGGAUCGACAGGCUGGACCAUUUUCGAGGCCGAUCCUCCCUGUGGUCAGGUCAACAAUGCCAUCAUCUACGGCAACUACGGCGACGUGAGCGGAUCAUAUAUCGGUGUCCGCUGCGUUGGGGACUGCUUCCCUUCUAACAGGCCCGACGGGAUCCAAGUCCUGGAAAUGCACUUCAACAACAACCCCCUUUACCACUGGACGAUCUACAAGGACCGCGGUUACAAGAUGUACGGCCUGGAUGGCAAGGUUUAUGGCGAAUGCAUCCUGUUCCCCGGCCACAACUACCGCUGCGACGCUUUCGGCAUCACCGAGGGUUACCGAAAGUUCAGAUGCCUGACGCAGUUCACUGCCCGCCAGAUCACCGGCAGGAACUAG
Molecule: messenger RNA, 474 nt
Organism: Colletotrichum destructivum
Lineage: Eukaryota; Fungi; Ascomycota; Sordariomycetes; Glomerellales; Glomerellaceae
Exons: 2
Coding region: 1-474 (157 amino acids)
Source: RefSeq, a predicted model, not a curated record